Molecule: messenger RNA, 885 nt
Organism: Myzus persicae (green peach aphid)
Lineage: Eukaryota; Metazoa; Arthropoda; Insecta; Hemiptera; Aphididae
Exons: 3
Coding region: 1-885 (294 amino acids)
Source: RefSeq, a predicted model, not a curated record
AUGCAACCAAAUAAAACAUUACCAUCAUUAUUAUCGGAUCAAAUGAGUAAGAAAUCUUCAGUGGAUCAAAUACCAUAUUAUGUUCAGUCAAGUUCAGCUUACCAACCACCUCAAGAUGAACAAGUAAUUUUUAAAAUUUUAAAAUUUAAGAUANAUAAUAUAAUAAAUAUAGGAAUUAACAUUGACGGUCUACCAAUAGCUAAGAGUAGUAAAAGUCAACUAUGGCCCAUAUUGGUUUCUAUUUUAAAUUUUAAAGAAUUACCCAAUAAUGUACUUCCCAUUGGUAUAUUUCAUGGAUUUAAAAAACCACAUUCGAUUGAAGAGUUUUUACACCCGUUUAUUAUCGAUACUUUAGAAGUAUUAAGAAAUGGUUUAAAUGUGAAUGGAACAUUAAUAAGUGUUAAUAUUUCUAAUAUAGUUUGUGACGCCCCUGCAAAGAGCUUUUUACUUGACGUUAAACAUUUUAAUGCUUAUUUUGGGUGUACUUCCUGCAUUGAAGAAGGAGAUUAUAUAGAACGCCGAGUUGCUUUAAUUGGAACUAAUGCUCCAUUAAGAACAAAUGAAACUUUUAGAAAUAAAUCAAAUGAAGAAUAUCACAAAGGUGAUUCCCCCUUGCUUAAAUUACCUAUUAAUAUAACUAAUGUUGUUUGCUUAGACUACAUGCAUUGCGUGUGUCUUGGGGUCACUAAACGUUUAAUAGAAUUUUGGAUUAAAGGGAAAAGGGAUAUAAGAUUGACAGAUGAAAGUAAAGAAGGAAUAAAUAAUGAUUUAAAAAUGUUAAGGCCAUAUGUGCCAUCAGAGUUUUGUCGAUUACCACGGCCAAUAGAUGAUAUAGAGUACUGGAAGGCUACUGAAUUGCGUAGUUUUAAUUUUAGUUUCACCUAA